GGUCCCAAACUUGGAUUUCAUCUUCGCCAGAGAGUGACUCGUUCAAGUGGCGGAGAAAGAUCCUCCGGCCCUCUUCUUUCUCACUGUAACUUUCCAGCUAACGCUCCCUGAGAAUGGGUGACUGGAGUGCUCUGGGUCGUCUGCUGGACAAGGUCCAGGCCUACUCUACUGCUGGGGGGAAGGUCUGGCUGUCGGUCCUCUUCAUAUUCAGGAUCCUGGUCCUGGGUACUGCAGUAGAAUCAGCCUGGGGAGACGAGCAGUCUGCCUUCAAAUGUAACACCCAGCAGCCUGGUUGUGAGAACGUCUGUUAUGACAAAUCCUUCCCCAUCUCCCACGUUCGUUUCUGGGUCCUCCAGAUCAUCUUUGUGUCAACGCCCACACUCCUCUACCUGGCUCAUGUCUUCUAUCUGAACAGGAAGGAACAGAAAUUCAACAGGAAGGAGGAGGAGCUUAAAGCUGUGCAAAAUGAUGGAGGUGAUGUUGACAUUCCACUGAAGAAGAUUGAGAUGAAAAAGUUAAAGUAUGGGAUUGAGGAGCAUGGCAAAGUGAAGAUGAAGGGGGCCCUGCUCAGAACUUACAUAGUCAGCAUUUUCUUCAAAUCUAUGUUUGAGGUGGGGUUCCUGGUUAUUCAGUGGUACAUGUACGGCUUCAGCCUGUCUGCAGUCUACACCUGUGAGAGGUCCCCAUGCCCACACAGGGUGGACUGUUUCCUGUCCCGUCCCACAGAGAAGACCGUGUUCAUCAUCUUCAUGCUGGUGGUCUCACUGGUGUCCCUGCUGCUCAACGUUAUUGAGCUUUUCUAUGUGUUUUUUAAGAGGAUCAAAGAUCGUGUGAAGGGCAAACAGCAGCCCACACUCUACCCUGGUGGAGGCACCUUGGGCCCCACCCCGAAAGAACUGUCCACGGCCAAAUAUGCCUACUAUAAUGGCUGCUCCUCCCCGACCGCCCCGCUCUCACCCAUGUCCCCCCCAGGCUACAAGCUAGCAACAGGGGAGCGGGGAACUGGCUCGUGCCGUAAUUAUAAUAAGCAGGCCAAUGAACAGAACUGGGCCAACUACUCCACAGAGCAGAACCGGCUCGGCCAGAACGGUGGAGGAAGCACUAUUUCAAACUCCCACGCACAAGCCUUUGACUUCCCUGAUGAUACCCACGAGCACAAGAAACUGUCCUCAUCAGCAGGACACGAGCUGCAGCCACUGGCACUGAUGGACGCCAGGCCCUGCAGCCGGGCCAGCAGCCGGAUGAGCAGCCGAGCCAGGCCAGACGACCUGGACGUGUAAGCCCUGCUUCCUCCUCCCACCUCAGCCUGACUGACGGGAUGUGUGGCUGCAGCCAGAGAAUCAGGAAACACUCAAUCACAUAAGUUCAUGUAAGAGGUGGGGCUAACUUUGAUCACUGUCUUCAGCAUAGAGACUCUUAGUCAAUCAAAGAGACAUUAAAACUUGUUAUGUAACACUGUCAAAGGUACAAGUUGCAAAUAUUUUUUCAAUGGCGUUUACCGUAACUUUUUAGUGGAGCUAACCCAGCUUUAAGACAACAGAACGGCCACAGGAAUGAUGCAAGAGUCUAACAGAGGCGCUCCUUAGAACCAGUCACUGAUCAGUUCAACAGAGGAUGACACUGGUUUAAGUGACUGAUUUGGUUUUAAUUUGCAAAGCUUAAAUUUAAGGAAAAUUCUGUUUGUUUUUUUAUUGUUUCAUAGUUUCUUCUACUCUUCCUAUUGGUGACAGCAUUUUACUGGCCACAGUCACAGCUGGAAUCUGAAGGUAUGAUGGCGGCUUUACAGUUGGUUGCCUUCUUAACUGCAUCUUUGUAACAUCUGACUAGAUGAGAAUUAGAUUUUUCUGGUUCAUUUAUAGCCCUUUUUAUUGAUCAAUUAGCAUUGUCCCUGUCAAAUAAACUACAAAAAUCCAGUUGGACAAUAAACAAUCUCCAUCCUCACAUGCGCCUUAAUUUAGCUUGAUGAUGUCAAUCAUAUAAUUUGUAAUUUAAGGAGGGAGUUGAGGGUGAACCAGAUAAUUUAGACUGUGGGCAAUAAUUAUAACUGCGACCAUGGACGGUUUGGUAUAAAAAGCAUGCAAACAACCCAUAACACAGUGCCCUGUCAUUAAAGUAACUAGAGCUAUUUAGUUAAGGUUAGUUAGGGAAAGAGCUCCUUUAUUUUAGGCGAUAGGAUGGAAGUGUGUUGAAGUCACUCACUUUCUUUGUCCCUAAGAGGUAUUACUGCAGAAUGACAGCACACUACUUCCACCUUAGCUCCUGAGAGACAGUCAUUACAUGUAUGAGCGGAGCAGAUCUCUUGUUGGGAGCACGUAAACACAGGUCAUAUUAGUGGUUUGAACAAUCAGUGCUGUUGUUUUUCAGGUGAAGACAGUAUCUCGCUGUAAUACUGUAUAAACCUGUGUGAGCUCUUGUGUGGCGACUCGGUGCACUCUGUUAUAAAACUGUAUGUAGCACAUACAAUAAGACAUCAUCAUCAUCAUCAGCCAACAGGAAUGAUUGCCAAAAGUAUGACAAAGGAGAAUCAAAACCAGGCCAUAUUAAAGCAGAUUUUUUCUUCAUUGAGACAGGUGAGCUCACUGACACACACUCAAACAACACACACACACACACACACACACACACAUUCCACAGUGCCCUUGAGUGUUUUCCAGACAUGUUUGUAUUGAAAGAUAGUUUAAUGGACUCAUAGCCACACUUGAAUUGAGUUUCUCAUAGAGUUUGCUUGUGUAAUAAAGCUAAAUAUAUGUGUGACUGAACAUUAUUAAUACAUUUUUACUGCUUUCACCUACAUCAUAACUAUCUUAUCCCAGUUUGGAAACUUCCUUUUUUGUCUCUCGGCCACAACAAAGAGAGGAGUUAUUGUCCAGUGCCUUCGCCUAGACAAAGAACUGCUACAUGGAACAUAUAAACCACUUGCUUCAUCCUUUACAUGUGACUCACAGUAAGGGUUUUUGGAAGAAUGGUUAAUAUGAGUUAUAGUAAAUAUUUAUUGCUUUACAUGUGCAGGACACCUACCACAAAGAGAAAAAAUUGACUACUAAACACUAUCUCUCAACGUAAACAUGAACUCCCACAAACUGCAUAUUUAUUGACAGUAAAAACAUUUUUUUUCUUAAGUAACAUUGUCAGUCAGUGUGGACUGUUGUUUCCUGAUAAACUUUGAAUUUAUGUGGUGUUAUGUUUCAUUUUAUGGUUUUAUUUGUCUUUUUUCGGGGUGUCUGUGAGAAUGGCAGGGCUGAGGGUUCAGGCUGCUGUGACACAGCAAACUCUGAUCUGCUUUUAUGGGGGUUCCUUGAAGAAAGGCUUUAUCACUGUCAUUGAUUCGACAAGUGUGUUCUUUUUUUUCAGCUUUUGUGGGCGGUAGAGAAAUACAGUAGAAUGAUUAUCUGUGUUUUACAUAUUUGAGUGAAUUAUUUUUUCGUUCUGUAGGUAUUGUUUUUCAGACUUGAUGUAACUUGUUGCUGCUUGAGAAAUAGAUGUUUAGUACUGUAAAUCAAGCUAUGUCAAAAAAUGUGAGUUUCUAGAAGACUGCUUAUAGAUCUGGACUAAUAUUUAGUCAGUUAUAUUAAAAUGUAUGCCAUUGUAGCUCUACCAAACUACCAAACACUAGGGUAAAUCUCAAUUUGGGCUUUUUUCUUAUUUUUGUCAUUUUUUUAAAUUGCCAUUUGUGCAUCAUUUAGUCGGUACUUACAUGUAUCAUGGAUCUUUCAGUUUCAAUAGCGUUUGCACUGAGAUCUUGGUGAUAGAGAUAUGAUGCACACAGUAAGUGGUAAGAGUUUUCACACAUGUUACUAAUUUAUUGUAUAACACAGAAAUCACUACAGUGCAUAAUAUCAGACAUCUGACCACUGAUUUCAUUGACUGGUUCUGUGAGAGAUGUCUUCCAUUGACAGAACAGGAGCAACAGUCAUUCUUUGCAGUAAUUUAGACAUUGCUAAUCCAUGGGGAUCCACUGUUGUACAGUUUAAGUGCAUGAUAGCAAAACAAAAACUCAUUAAUUGUAUCUGUGAAAAGCUAUUUUAACCAAUAAAUAUUUUUCUGUCUUAAUCACUGAUGUAUUGGUUUCAUUGCAGGUCAUUUUUUUGUCAUCUCUGUGGUUUGAGUGGACCACCAGUCAGGAAAGUGUUUUCAUUUUGGCACCUUAUGAUUUGGGUUUAGUCUUUCGACAAAAAAUUGUUGCCGUUUCUUGUCAAUAUUAGUUCAGGCACACUGCCAUUUUAUGUCUUCUAAUCAUUCAGGUUACUGAUGUUUGAUCUUGAAACUGUCAAUACACAACUUUGAUGUAAUUCUUAGUUCUUAAACUCUGGAUGUUUGACCUGGCCAUUGUCUGGGUUUAGCUUGCGCACCCCAUAACAUUAACACACACAUACUGUAUUCCUUUAGAAAACAUCUACAGGAAGAAUUAGAUGGUUUGCAGCAGUCCUGCACUCAUUCCUAAACACACGAAACGUUGACUGAAAGUAAUGUUGCCUCCACAUCCUUGAUAAUGUUUUGUUAGUAUUUGCUUUCCUUUUCAUGACUGUUGGCACGCUGGCCUCUAUGUUUGUUCCAGCUGUUGUGUUGCUGUCAAAAUCCAUAUUUACUUCAUGAAUCUGUUUUCUAUAAAAAAGUAACGUUAGCUUAAAGUUUAUCUAACUUAAAAUGCCUUCUAUUUGUUUCAGUCUCACUUUCAUUGUGGAAAAUGGUCAUCAAUAAAUCUUACUUGUUAUAGCUUUUGUUGAUUAAGACUGCAGUAAAAACUGACAGAACUGUGGCUUCAUCUUUUUUGACAUCACAUGAAUUAUUAAAAGAAAAUGUAUAACUCAGCA
This is a messenger RNA of Chelmon rostratus (copperband butterflyfish), 4811 nucleotides long. RefSeq names its product gap junction protein alpha 1b (gene gja1b). Bases 114 to 1280 code for a protein of 388 amino acids. Lineage: Eukaryota; Metazoa; Chordata; Actinopteri; Chaetodontiformes; Chaetodontidae. Gene Ontology annotation, biological process: cell-cell signaling; heart development. The record is from RefSeq and is a predicted model, not a curated record. The transcript is spliced from 2 exons. Gene Ontology annotation, molecular function: transmembrane transporter activity. Gene Ontology annotation, cellular component: connexin complex.